Messenger RNA from Eruca vesicaria subsp. sativa (arugula), 1270 nucleotides. Lineage: Eukaryota; Viridiplantae; Streptophyta; Magnoliopsida; Brassicales; Brassicaceae. The record is from the annotation of a GenBank genome assembly.
UUAUAACGAAAAAAACUGCAACACUCUCCACAUGCUCUGCCCAAAUCCUUCCAUACACAACAAAUAACCAAAUUCCACAUCGUGACCGUGACUUUCUAAUCGAUCAGUCAACGCAACACGUGGCAUCAUCCCAACGGUCUUGUCUCUUUUAUUACCGUCAAUAUAAACAAAACCUUACACGUUAAAAGUGUCUCAUCAACCAAACCAUGGCUUCUCACUCUCCUCUUCUUCUAACCCUAGCCCUUGCUUCCUUCAUCUCUCUCAUCUCACCAACGAUCUCACUAACAUGCUCCACACAAAACGUCCUCUUCUCCGACAAAACUCCUUUUCAGACAUGCCUUGACCUUCCCGAACUCGAAUCAUACCUCCACUACACAUACAACGCAACCAACUCAUCUCUCACCGUCGCCUUCGUCGCCACACCGUCUCGCUCCGACGGAUGGAUCUCGUGGGCUAUAAACCCCACGGCGACUACCAUGAGCGGCUCUCAGGCGUUCCUAGCCUACGGAUCCGGACCCGGAAAGCCACCCGUCGUGAAGACGUAUAACAUCAGUGGCACCAAUCUCACGGAAGGGAGACUUGCCUUUGACUUUUGGAACCUACGCGCUGAGGCUUUAAACGGCGGUAGGAUUGUGAUUUUCACGACGGUUAAGGUUCCGGCGGGAGCGGGGAGUGUGAAUCAGGUGUGGCAGAUCGGUGGGAAUGUGACUAAUGGUCGUGUUGGAGUGCAUCCUUUUAGUCCGCCGAAUUUGAACUCUAGAGCUGUGUUGAAUUUAACUGGUACGGCUAGUGGUGCUGAUGGUGGUGGCUCAAAAGCUCCGGGGAAUGCAGGGUGGAUGACGACGAAUGUAAAGUUAGGGGUGAAUUUGGGAGUUUUGGUUUUGUUGGGGGCUAUAUUUAUUUUCUGAAAAUCCUUUUUUUUUGCUCGUAAUAAUGCAAGCCACCAUAUAGUGUGUGUACUGUUUGCCUUUUUUAGUUAGAGUCAUUUACCUCUUCUUUUUACACCUAACGCAUUGUUUCAAGUUAUUAUUAGACUGUAUGGACCAGUAGACCACUACUACUACUAUGAUCAUCUUACCUGUUAAGAACAACUGUGUUUGCACUUUGCAGGCCCGCUUUAGUAAUGGAGUGUAUAUGUAGAUUGACUAGAUAUAUAUUUCUGUAAGAGCUUCGCUUUUGUUUUGCCAUAUGAUAAUUUCAAUGUUCUAAAAAUCGGUUUAGGCGGCUAAUCUCCCAAAACAAUUUUUUAUACGAUUCAAGUCGGUUUAAA